Messenger RNA from Meloidogyne enterolobii, 1344 nucleotides. The record is from the annotation of a GenBank genome assembly. NCBI's taxonomy places the organism in Eukaryota, Metazoa, Nematoda, Chromadorea, Rhabditida, Meloidogynidae.
UUAAUUUUUAGAACCUAUUCUAUUAUUUUUAAAAAAAUUUUAAAUAUGUCUUCAAAAUCAAACCGUUCAAAGGACCAACGAGAACAAGCGAUUCAUGUCGAUGCUUCUACAGAUGAGACAAAUGCUAAUUCGACUUCUUCAACUUCUCUGAAUGCCCAUCUAAUUGAAGUGCGGGUAAACGAAGAGGUUGUUGAGCGCAAGGAGAAGGAAAGUCUGGCUACAAUUUAUAAAGUUGAAAUUGAAGAGCUGCGCAAGCAGCUUGAAUAUUCAACACGUGACAAGGCUAAAUAUUUAGAUUAUCUUUUAAAGUUACGAAUUUACUAUCUUUUAAGGUUACAAAUUGAGCACGACAUGGCAACCAGUGGCUAUGAAGAACUCAAGUCUCGUAUUCCACAUCUGGAGCAAGAAUUUAAGAAGGCGAAAAAGGGCACCCCAAAUACCGGGAUGCUUCUGCUCGUGCUCGUGAAGAGGCGACUUCUCUUGCUGUUCAAAAUCGUGAAUAUGAACGUACAACAAAAGACCAUCAAGGGAUUGUUGAUGUGCUUACUCGUCGUUGAAGAAACUCUUCGUAGAGCGCAUGAAGAUGCCGAAAUUCAGCUUCAACAACGGGACGAGAAAAUUGCUCAAUUAAAAGAUGAAAUUCAACGUCUAUCAUUCAAGUAUCAGGAUUUGCUUGAUUUAAAAGUUAAACUGGACACUGAAUUGAAUGAGUUUCAUCGAAUUUGUGAUCAGGAAGAUGCUCGGUCAGGUAUCACUCCAUUAGGGACUCCAAAUACUGCAACAACCUCUAAUCUGAGUGCUCCAUUGUCAUCUACACGUGUUGUCCUUCGAUCUUCAACUUCUGUAUUCAAUGGAAACGGCAGUGGUGACGAUUCUAUGAUUGGAUCUCAACGUGGAACAAAGCGUCGUCUGAACCAGGAGGAUCUUGUUAGCAUUGGUCAAUCGACUCAAAAGUGGACUUCUUCUGGCGAUGCAGCUGUUGACGUGAUCAUCGAUGAACAUGACACUGAUGGUAAAUUCAUUCGGCUUUACAAUAAGGGAGAUGAAACUAUCUCUGUUGGCAAUUGGGUAGUUCGAUCAACAGCUGGAGGAAUUGAGACUACUUUUAAGUUUCCUUCGCGUGCAAAGAUUUUGCCAGGAAAACAUGCUACGAUUUGGUCUAGCAAUGCGAAUGCUGAACACCAGCCGCCAAACAGUUAUGUCAUGAAAAACCCUGUUUGGCCACAUGGUCGCUGCAUUUGUACGGAACUUUUGAAUCCUGAUCUUAAAGUUUAUGCUUGGCGUAAAUCAGUUCUAGGAAUUCAAAAUGGAUCUGAUGCUGACAAGAAUUGCAUUAUCAUGUAA